UUUAAGUAUUUUAUGGGUUUUUUUUAUUUGCUUGAAUAAUAAUAAUACUGAUAAGUUGAAUACGUGCUACAUCUGCCGCUACAGAAAUGUUUGGUUUGGCCAGAUUAUCAAGAAAUUGGAAACAUAUAAACUUAUUGACCCGACGCUCCAGAUUAUUUUUUAGUACUAUCGACUCAAAAAAUGAUCAAAAUCAGGACAAACUACCUGAUAUUCCAGAAAAAAGUGGUUUUGCUAAGGCGUUUGAAAAACAGUCUCAAAUCCUAGAUACACAGGAACCUGCAGUCAACCACUCAUUUCCAUCUCUGCUACGAAAUUCUAAGUUUAUGGAUUUAGGAGAUUCCUCUGGCAAAGUGGUCAUAGGCAAAAUAUUUCAUGUUGUGGAAGAUGAUUUAUACAUUGACUUCGGUUGGAAAUUCCACUGUGUGUGUACCCGCCCUACGAAUAGAGGUGACGAAUACGUCCGGGGAGCGAGAGUAAGGAUUCAGAUAAAGGACUUGGAGCUAUCAUCUCGUUUCCUUGGAUCAAGCACAGACCUCACACUGCUGGAAGCUGACUGCAAGCUGCUAGGUUUAGUUUCUACGCCUUUACAAGCUGCAGUAACUGAGAAACAGCAGUAAGGUAAGUAAUCAUCACAGGCCUAAGCCUGUACCUAAGCCUAAGCAUAACCAAGAACUAAUGUGUAUUUUUGAUAUAGGGUCAGUGCGUUAGUUUCGUUCACUUGACGAAAUUUGAAUAUAAGCCUUCAUUGCUGCACAAAUUUGGACUUAUUGCAAUCCUUAAUGUCUAAACAAUAUAUAUAUCUACAUAAAAAUAUUAUUUGCUAAUCUGUCAAAUGGACAAAAACUAGAGCAUGGACGGAACCUAGCCUAGCGCAAUGAUCCUAGCUGAGUAGAUUAUCUGUUUCCAAACUUUUUGAUGUAUUUAAUUUUAUUAGAAAUUAAUGUAGUAUUUAUUUCUUACGCUGUAGCAGUUUAAGGAGUUUAAAAAAGAUUGUUGGUUGUUUUAAGAAGUAUGUUAAACUUUUUGAAUUCAUUACUUAUUUUUUAUUAAUCUCAUACUAAUGUCGAAAAUUGGUAUACACAUUACACAUCUAUCAGGGCUCUAUUAUUGGCUGUAAGUCUGUGUGGUUUACUUAUUCUGUAAAUAUAGUG
Cydia strobilella is the source of this 1151-nucleotide messenger RNA. RefSeq names its product small ribosomal subunit protein bS1m (gene mRpS28). The coding region runs from base 87 to 617 and encodes 176 amino acids. Lineage: Eukaryota; Metazoa; Arthropoda; Insecta; Lepidoptera; Tortricidae. Gene Ontology annotation, cellular component: mitochondrial small ribosomal subunit. The transcript has 2 exons. The record is from RefSeq and is a predicted model, not a curated record.